CCUCCCCGUUUCUGAUACUAACACCCGACCUUGGAACUGGGAAUGCCCUGCCAAAACGUUUACUUUCACACCCUCAGCAGGAAACUUUGGAAACUUUAAUUGUCCCGGUGGGACAGAGGCACACCCAGGGGAAGAUGUGCCCAGGGCACUUAGUGCCCACAUGAGAGCCCACAUCUCCUAGUUGCAAAGCUUUGCCCUGCUUCUGACCAGCCACUGAAGAAGGGGUAUUCCAAGCAUCUCCGCCUUGACCAGCAGCAGGAUGGGGAAAGUAGGCCCCAGACCCGAAGGAGGGCUCAGCCUUGAGAUUAGGCUGGAGACACAACAAGGGGUGGGGACCCCGCAGGCGGGGGCAGGGGCGGAGCCGAGCAGAUGGUAAUCUAGCUCAGAGGCCUGAGCCUUGCACUCCCCACACUCGUCUCCCCAUGGACCGCACUGUGGUGCUCAUCACUGGCUGCUCCUCGGGCAUUGGCCUGCACCUGGCCCUGCGCCUGGCAUCCGACCCCUCGCGGAGCUUCAAAGAUCCUCGUCUUCUUCCGGAACCUCCAGUGUAUGCCACGCUGCGGGACCUGAGGGCGCAGGGCCCUCUGUGGGAGGCGGCCCGGGCCCGAGGGUGCCCUCCUGGCUCCCUGGAGACAUUGCAGCUGGACGUGAGGGACGCAGACUCUGUGGCCGCUGCCCGGGCACGCGUGACCGAGGGCCGCGUGGAUGUGUUGGUGUGCAAUGCGGGGCGGGGCCUGCUUGGGCCGCUGGAGGUGCAUACGGCUGGCGCCGUGGGGUCCGUGCUGGACGUGAACGUGACCGGGACGGUGCGGACACUGCAGGCCUUCCUGCCCGACAUGAAGCGCCGCCGCUCAGGACGUAUACUGGUGACCGGCAGCAUGGGCGGUUUGAUGGGGCUGCCGUUCAACGCCGUUUACUGCGCUAGCAAGUUCGCGAUCGAAGGUCUUUGCGAGAGUCUGGCGGUUCUGCUGCCGCCCUUCGGGGUCCACGUGAGCCUCAUCGAGUGCGGCCCGGUGCGCACCGCCUUUCUGGAGAAGCAGGAGGGCGUCCCGGGCGGGGCGCUGGACGGCGCGGACGCUGAGACCCGGGUCCUCUUCUCCUGCUACCAGCGCCAUUUGGAGCGGAUCUUCCGCGAGGCGGCGCAGGACCCGGAGGAGGUGACCGAGGUAGGCGCCGGGCGCGGCCCCGGAACCGGGUACGGCGCGCGGGGGCUGGCGGCGAGCCCCCGGCCGGCCCCCGGCCAGCCCCCGGCCAGCGCGCUUCCCCCCGCCGCCGCAGGUUUUCCUCGCCGCGCUGCGCGCCCCGCGUCCCGCGCUGCGCUACUUCAGCACCGAGAGCUUCCUACCCCUGGCGCACCUGCGCCUGUCCGACCCCAGCGGCUGCAGCUACGUCGCCGCCAUGCACCGCGCGGUAUUCGCCGACGAGCCCGCGGAGGAGGAGACGGCCUCGGACCGCGGCGACCCCGGGCUCCGCGCUCCUCCCGGCGCCCGGCAAUAAAGUCUUGGCCCGCCGCUGUCUGCCGCUCUCUCCUUUGUGCCCCAGGGGCGCGCGGCUCCGGGGGACGGCGCCAGGCUGCCGGCUCACCGCACCUGUGCGACAAGUGGCGCGUGCAGCGGGUCUUUGCUGUUUCCCUGGACUUAUCUAAAAUAGCAUUCCCUUCCCUCCACUGUAGUCCCCUUACCUUGUUUUAUUUUUCUUCAUGGCACUUAUCAUCAAUAGAUGUGUUAUAGAUUUAUUGACUUGCUGACUUUAUUGUUAUACAUUUAUAACUUUCACCACCCCAUCCCAAGACAUACAGGAAUCUAAGCUCCAGGGGAGGCCCUUUGUUUUGUUCACUGGUUGAUCCCUUGUACCUAGAAUCAUUCUUGAUCAUGGGAGACACUAAAUUCACAUUUAGUGAAUAAAAAUGAGUGUUGGUUCACAACCUGGGCAGUUCCCUGGGUGAAAUCUGAAACUGGCCCCUGUACACAAAGGGCAAGGAGAGACAGAAGAAAGAAGCAGACCACUCCAGAUUGGUAGGUGGUGGGUUUAAUAAGCAGGCAAACUGACAUACGAGACUUGCCCUAGGCGGCUGCAAGAUCUCUGCAUUUGCCCACCAGAAUCUUAAAAGUUUAUAUAGAAGACUUCAAUAGGUUCAGUCACCUAUAAUGUCCAGAUGGUCUCAACAACAUUGCUCUCUCAAGGCUCCCACUGUGGGAAUAUUCUGACAGAGGAGGGGGCGAGGAACCUACAAUUGCCUAGGUCCAGCCUGAGUCAACUGGCAGUCACAUUUUCUUGAUGAUCUCUUCCAGCAGUGAGUCUGUGUGGGACUGUGCUCAGAUGUUUCAAGGUACUUCCUGAGAGUCUGCAGUUUGUUUCUUCAUUUUGGGUCCUCCCUUUAAAAAUCCAAUCUAACAGGGCGCCUGG
Callorhinus ursinus (northern fur seal) is the source of this 2406-nucleotide messenger RNA. The record is from RefSeq and is a predicted model, not a curated record. NCBI's taxonomy places the organism in Eukaryota, Metazoa, Chordata, Mammalia, Carnivora, Otariidae.